AUGUACUGCAUAGGGUACAAUGGGGAUAAAGGCACCCCUAAAGAGAACGCAGAUGGGGUAAAAGGCCUGUUGGAGGAGCUGGACGCAAUUCAAACUCGUGUGCUGGAAAUGGAGGAUGAAGAGCAGUAUGAAGCAGACCGACAGUUCCCAUACCGCCCUCAGGCAGGAUUGUCCUACAGUAUGAGCCAUGAGGAUAGAAUAGAUGCUGACAAGAGAUCCGUCUAUGUGGGCAACGUGGAUUAUGGAGCAACAGCAGAUGAAUUGGAGAUAUACUUUAAUGUAUGUGGCCAUGUGAACAGAGUUACAAUCCCGUAUAACAGAUUUACAGGCCAUCCAAAAGGUUUUGCUUACAUUGAGUUCUCAGAGAGAGAUUCGGUGCGGACCGCCAUGACUUUAGAUGAAACACCAUUCAGAGGGCGUGUCCUUAAGGUAUUGCCAAAAAGAACGAAUAUUCCAGGUUUCAGGACUACAGACAGGUUCUUGCGUGGAGGCUGGCCCAGAGGGCGAGGUUUCCGUGCACCAAGAUUUUACAGUCCAUUCAGAAGCUGCCAAUUCAUUAGGGAAAAUGGAAGAGCUCAUCCUUGGAUUGAUUCUUUUUGA
This is a messenger RNA of Xyrauchen texanus (razorback sucker), 600 nucleotides long. RefSeq names its product polyadenylate-binding protein 2-like. Lineage: Eukaryota; Metazoa; Chordata; Actinopteri; Cypriniformes; Catostomidae. Gene Ontology annotation, molecular function: RNA binding. The record is from RefSeq and is a predicted model, not a curated record. The transcript is spliced from 7 exons. Bases 1 to 600 code for a protein of 199 amino acids.